Molecule: messenger RNA, 2191 nt
Organism: Gekko japonicus
Lineage: Eukaryota; Metazoa; Chordata; Lepidosauria; Squamata; Gekkonidae
Gene: TRIM36
Product: tripartite motif containing 36
Exons: 10
Coding region: 254-2191 (645 amino acids)
Molecular function (GO): protein binding; zinc ion binding
Source: RefSeq, a predicted model, not a curated record
AGGGCGCGAGUUUGGCUACCUAGUGGAGCUGUUAGAGAAAGGGAAGGUUACCAUUAAGAAUAUUGAACGAGAACUCAUCUGCCCAGCAUGCAAGGAAUUAUUUACCCAUCCGCUUAUUCUCCCUUGUCAACAUAGUAUCUGCCACAAAUGUGUAAAAGAAAUUCUCUACUUUACACUUGAAGAUUCGUUCAAUGAUGCUGCCUCCGAGACCUCCAAUCAAAGUAGUCCUCGUAUCCGGAUUAGUUCACCUAGCAUGGAUAGGAUUGACAGGGCUAGUAGAUCAGGUUGGAAACGCAAUUCAUUAACUCCUAGGACAACUACUUUCCCUUGUCCUGGAUGCCGGCAUGAUAUCGAACUGGGAGAGCGUGGCAUCAAUGGCCUCUUUCGCAACUUCACCUUGGAAACGAUAGUGGAACGAUACAGGCAGGCGGCGAGGGCAGCUACAGCCAUUAUGUGUGAUCUGUGUAAACCCCCACCACAAGAAUCCACAAAGAGCUGCAUGGAUUGUAGCGCAAGUUAUUGCAACGAAUGCUUCAAAAUACAUCAUCCCUGGGGAACUUUGAAAGCCCAGCAUGAAUAUGUGGGACCAACUACCAACUUCAGGCCAAAGAUUUUGAUGUGUCCAGAACAUGAAAUGGAGAGAGUAAAUAUGUAUUGUGAAAUAUGCAGAAGGCCUGUUUGUCAUCUUUGCAAACUGGGUGGCACACAUGCAAAUCACAGAGUGACUACCAUGAGCAGUGCCUACAAAAUACUCAAGGAGAAGCUUUCAAAGGAUAUAGAAUACCUCAUUAGUAAGGAGAGCCAAGUAAAAAGCCAGAUUACAGAACUUGGUCUUUUAAUGAAAGAAACAGAGUGCAAUGGUGAAAGAGCUAAAGAAGAAGCAUCAAACAGUUUUGAUAAGUUGUUUGAUGUUUUAGAAGAAAGGAGAGCAUCUGCACUCAGGGCUAUUGAAGCUUCCAAAACCAUAAGACUGGAGAAAUUGAAGUCUCAAAGAGAAGAGUAUCAGGGACUUUUAGAAAAUAAUGGCCUUGUGGGAUAUGCCCAAGAAGUUCUCAAAGAAACAGACCAGUCUUGCUUUGUUCAGACAGCAAAACAGCUCCAUGAUAGAAUUCAGAAAGCUACUGAAUCUCUGAAGAGCUUCAGACCUGCAGCACAAGCUUCUUUUGAAGAUUUUGUUGUUGAUGUAACAAAACCACAGGAGGCUCUUACAGAAUUGUCUUUUCAUUCAAGUGGUGUGGAUAUACCAGAGAUCAAUGAGGAACAGAGCAAAAUGUACAAUAAAGCUUUGAUCUGUUGGGAUCAUCCACAGAGCACAGGUUCAGCUGACACCUACAUCCUUGAAUACCGUAAAGUUAAUAAAGAAGAGGCAAACCCAGCAUGGCAAGAGACUGAAGUUUUCAGCAAGAGCAAAGUAAUCUCUGACCUUGACACUAAUAGCAGCUAUUCUUUCAGAGUCAGAGGAUAUAAAGGAUCUAUCUGUAGCCCUUGGAGCAGGGAAGUUAUCUUGCACACUCCACCAGCUCCAGUUUUCAGCUUUCUCUUUGAUGACAAAUGUGGCUAUAACAGUGAGCGUCUCCUGUUGAAUGCAAGGAGGAAUUCUGUGGAAAACAGGGCUGGGUUCCCUCUGCUUUUGGGAGCUGAACGUCUCCAAGCAGGCUGCUAUACUACUUUAGACUACAUUGUUGGAGACACUGGCAUUGUGAAAGGAAAGCAUUUUUGGGCUUUCCGCGUGGAGCCCUAUUCAUAUCUUGUGAAAGUAGGAGUAGCAUCUGACUCAAAGAUCCAAGAAUGGUUCCACAAUUCUCGUGAUCUUACUAGUCCAAGAUACGAACAAGACAGUGGUCAUGACAGUGGGAGUGAAGACAUCUUUGUUGAGUCCUUGCAGCCUUUCACACUGGUAACUCUAGGCAUGAAGAAGUUCUUUAUUCCUAAGGCUUCCCUUGCUCCAGCUGCUCCCAAAGACUCUGUGAAUAGAAUUCUUCCCAUGCCAUCAUGCAUAGGAAUCUGCCUUGACUGUGACAAAGGCAAAGUUGGAUUCUACGAUGCAGACCGGAUGAAGUGUCUUUAUGAGCGUCAGGUGGAUUGCUCUGGCAAAAUGUAUCCAGCUUUUGCAUUGAUGGGGAGUGCAGGAGUUCAUCUGGAAGAAACAAUUGCAGCAAAAUAUUUGGAAUACCAAGAUGAAGACAUGUGA